AUUCUUACCGUAGCUCGUCCAAACUUGGCACUGCCGUGGCUUUAGUGUACUGCGGAGAGAUUACUAUUGAGGGAGUGCGAGUUUAUUAUUAAUGUCAGUAUGGAUCCCGAUCAUCCGCAUUUGAUCAGUGAUUGCCUCAUUCAUAUUUUUACAUUCCUAACCGAGGAAGACUUAAUCACUGCCUCUAGUGUGUGUAAGGAUUGGUAUGAAGCUGCAGACAAUCCUUGGUUAUGGAGGAGGCUGUGUCUGCAGCGCUGGAGUUUCUGUAACCUUGCUGUUCUGGGGAGUGAACAAGUAUAUCAGUCAUGGAAGACAUACUUCCUGCGACGUAGCCACUUAGAGGCAAAGAUGAGCAAGGGGCACUCAGGAGGUUACACCUGUAAAAGUCUGAGAGGACACACAGGCAGGGUGGUAGGGUUGGUGUACCUGCAGGGGAAUUCAGCCCAGCGACCUGACCUCUGGAACAGCAGCGUCACCACAGUUUGCAGUGCCUCUACUGAUGGUACAGUUCGAGCAUGGAACAUCCAAAAUGGUGAGCUCCUGUGGUGCAGUCCUCCGCAGAGUCCUUUGACACAGAUUAUAAGUGAUGAACAGUGUGACGUUUUGAUCACCGCAGACUCCACAGGCCUCAUUAAGACCUGGAAGGGCCAGACUGGCCAAGAGGUGGCCUCAUUUUCAGCUGCAUCUCCACACUGUACAUUACUCCACUACAGUGUUAACAAUGAUUGGUUUCUCACUGUUGGAACCAGUCAGGGUUCUGUGUGUACACUAGCUGACUCAGCUUUGACUAAAAAGUCCAGCAUAAUGGUGUGUGACACCUUUAAAGUCAACAUACUCCUGGUUUCACCCGACAAGAAAUGGAUCACAGCUGGAACCAAGGACAAUGAUGAUUUAAGUCCAAAGGUGAUUUACACUGAGAGUUUGACCUCUCUGUCUGAGGACGAAGAUCCUCUGUGCCAGUCUCUGCCAGUUACUGGGUGCCAGGCUGCUGUCUUCAUACCCACCCAGCCUGCCAGACUGGCCAUCAUCCACCACAAGGAGCACUCCAACAACAAAGCCCUCACUGUCUUCGAUGUCAGCAUUAAAAAGACUAAGUACAAGUCAGAGAUCCAAGUCCAGCAGGUGGAGUCCUUCCCCUUGACACUGAACACCUGGUCCUCACCCAUCCUUCUAGAGGCCAAGGAUAGCAACUGCUUAGUGCUGGCAGCUAACCAGGAGCUAUGGGUCUACUCUCUGAAAGGAACCCUGCUUGCUAGCUUUAAAGAGCAUACCAUGCCUAUCUCUUCUAUAUGUGUGGAUAGCUUUCGUGUGGUGACAGCAUCUCAGGACCUCUCCUUACGAGUACUGACAUGGAAAAAUGACAGAGACAAUGGGUUGACCCUAGAAAGCAGAUACCACUUACUGGGGGGCUCUCACACAAUGUCCAGAGGGUUCACUCAUGUUGCCUGCGACUACACCAGCAUUGUGGCCUCAGUAGAGGGGAAAGAUGGGAAGGACGUCUUAAAAGCUUAUUGUUUCACCUCCUGAGCAUCACUGCCACACAAAAAGUGCCUGCACACAGUUCACACAACUGACUGGAAGGAGGAACAUUUGCUUUUAUUAUGAACUGUUCGCUGUGUGCUAUGUUCUUUGGUAGGUCUAUGUUUACAAAAAAAGAGAAUGUAACAUAUAAUACAGAUAAGAAGCACUAUGUUAUGGGAAAGGCAUUGAUGCACUGUGUGAUACAACAUGCUUGUUAAGAAAAUAUUCCAUGCCUGCGCCUUUGGAGCUGAGGUAUGUCAGUGUUAAAUGUAACCAGACUUAAGGCAUAAUGUAUUGCAAAAAAUAUUCUGGUCACCUGUUCUUUGAUAUGUUGCCUCCACUCACUACUGAGGUAAAAUAAUACUUGAGGCAAGUUUGUCAUGUAUCAGUGGCAGUAAACUACAUACCAUAAAUGUUUAUAUUUAG
Messenger RNA from Lates calcarifer (barramundi perch), 1947 nucleotides. It is a transcript of the gene fbxw12, whose product is annotated as F-box and WD repeat domain containing 12. The record is from RefSeq and is a predicted model, not a curated record. NCBI's taxonomy places the organism in Eukaryota, Metazoa, Chordata, Actinopteri, Centropomidae. Gene Ontology annotation, molecular function: protein binding.